UCCCUGCGGUGUAGCAUUUGAGAAAAGCUUGGGAAAGAAAAGGAUUGGGUGGGCUGGAGUGGAGAUCAAGAAGGACUUAGAGGAUCCUGGGGGGCUCGGCCGACGCGAUGUCCACUGGUUCCGUGAGCGACCCGGAGGAGCUGCCUGAUAUGGAGCUGCGUGGGCUGCAGCUGACGUACCCAGCCCCUACGUCCGCCAAGCGGCAGCCUCGCCGGGGAGGCAGCAGCAGUGAGCUCUACCCGUCCGCUGACAACUCCUCUGCAGAAGACGACGAAGAGGAGGACGUAGAGGAGGAAACUUGCACCCUGGGGGCCGCCCGCGGGACUAACAGCAGCUGCAAGAGGAAGCGGACCCGGGGAGCUGCAGGCGGCGGAGGCUGCAGCAGCAGCGGUAGCGGGGGCGGGAGCAACUGCACCAAGAAGUCUCUGCUACCCAAGGGCUCAUCUGCUGAAUGCAAGCAAUCUCAAAGAAACGCGGCCAACGCCAGAGAGAGGGCCAGGAUGCGAGUGCUGAGCAAAGCCUUCUCCAGGCUUAAGACCAGCCUGCCCUGGGUUCCCCCUGAUACCAAACUCUCCAAACUGGACACACUUAGACUGGCCUCCAGCUAUAUAGCGCAUCUCCGGCAGCUGCUGCAGGAAGACAGAUACGAGAACGGCUACGUGCAUCCCGUCAAUCUGACAUGGCCUUUCGUGGUUUCAGGAAGACCAGACGCUGACUCCAAAGAUGUUUCAACAGCCAACAGAUUAUGUGGAACUACAGCUUAAAUCGAGGGACUGAUCAAUUUAAUUGGAGUCUUCUUUAGU
Molecule: messenger RNA, 803 nt
Organism: Dromiciops gliroides (monito del monte)
Lineage: Eukaryota; Metazoa; Chordata; Mammalia; Microbiotheria; Microbiotheriidae
Gene: MSC
Product: musculin
Exons: 2
Coding region: 108-764 (218 amino acids)
Biological process (GO): skeletal muscle tissue development; regulation of transcription by RNA polymerase II
Molecular function (GO): protein dimerization activity; RNA polymerase II transcription regulatory region sequence-specific DNA binding; DNA-binding transcription factor activity, RNA polymerase II-specific
Source: RefSeq, a predicted model, not a curated record